AUGUAUAUUCGUCCAUUGAAAGUUUUUGUAACCACGAAUAAAUUUGUUGGCAAAGACAACAUAUUGGAACCAGUUUUAUUAGAUAUCUAUCAUCAAAAUCAAAGUUUUUUGUACAAGAAUAAUUUAUUUCCUGAUAAAAUAACCAAUUUUAUGGGUCGACCGUUUCGUGUUUCAACUUUCACAUACAAACCAUAUACUAUAGUAAACCCCGUAAUCAAAGGUAAGCCUUAUAAAAUUGCUCGGGGUGGAAAUUUUGUAGUAAAUAACGCCACCAAGGGAGCCCCAGAAGAUUCUUUAGCAUUGCUAGACGGAACAGAAGCUCGUCCAUUUCAUCUGUACUGCUUGAAAUACAACUGCACUGUUGAGUUGCUAGAUUACGAGUUUGAAAAGUGGGGAGACAUUUGGGACGAAAAGAAUGGAACAGGACUGCUUGGAGCGGUUCUCAGACGCGAAGCAGACGCCGGAGUAGCAGCGCUUUGUCUCUGGUAUCAUGAGUAUCAUUACUUAGAUCUGGCUGCUCCACUUACUCGCACAGGCGUAACUUGUGUUGCUCCAAAACCAAGGCGAUUAUCUGCGUUCUUUAUGCCAGCUCAACCAUUCUCCAAAGCAUUGUGGAUUUGUGUUUUUAUAGGAUUUGUAUCUUCCAGUCUGAUGAUCUGCGUAGCUCGGGGAAAAGAUCGGCAAGAUCGAUUAGGACAUGCUUUUAUGACUGUAAUGGGAAUUUAUCUUGCGCAAGGAGCAAUGGGAAAAGUUGGAGGAGGUGCAAGGGUUGGAAUCAUUGCCCUUUUCCUAGUUUGCGGUUUAAUACUUGGCUUAAUAUAUGGAGCAGGUUUUAGCAGCAUUAUGACCGUACCCAGAUUUGAACCGCCAAUAGACUCGGUUCAUGAUUUACGAGAUGAUAUAGUAGCACUUUUAUCCACAUUCCGCGUGCUAACAGAAAGAAGAGCUUCACAAAGUGUCCUUGAUCGACAUUAUGCUUUGGUGUGGAGAGAUUGCCAGCAGCCAAUAACUCCUUCUUACAUUUCUAUGAUGUAUAUAAUUUUUAGUAUCAAGACAUUCAUGUCAGUAAAGAACCAAGACGCCGAUAGAUCAUCCAGUCACUUUGCUGUUGGUGAUUAUCUUACGGCAAAUGCAGUGCCCGGCUUGAGAUUGAUGCGGGAUGAUAUUUACUGGGAUCACGUUGUUGCUAUGAUGCCAAAAAGUAACGUUCAUACGCCCAAUUUAAAUAAAUUGACUCAAGAAAUUGUACAAGCAGGAUUAGUUCAUGUGUGGGAAAUGCAGGUAUCAAAUGCCCAUCAAGAUUUCAAAGUGCAACAAGGGAUACUUCUUUCAUUGCAAAGUAAAACUUCACAAGGGGAACCGGAAAUAUUAACUUUAGAACAUUUAAUUGGCGUAUUUACUAUAUGGGGACUAGGUGUUGUAAUAUCUUUGAUAUGUUUUGUGUUUGAAAUAAUUCGAAGUAAGUCUAAGCUGAAGAAAAUGUUUUAA
Molecule: messenger RNA, 1488 nt
Organism: Ctenocephalides felis (cat flea)
Lineage: Eukaryota; Metazoa; Arthropoda; Insecta; Siphonaptera; Pulicidae
Product: glutamate [NMDA] receptor subunit 1-like
Exons: 10
Coding region: 1-1488 (495 amino acids)
Cellular component (GO): membrane
Molecular function (GO): ligand-gated monoatomic ion channel activity
Source: RefSeq, a predicted model, not a curated record